AUGUGGUCAAAAGCAUUUUUCAUGUGUUUACAUUAUGCUUGUGAUUUAUCCAUCUCAAAUUCUUUGAUGGUACAAACUGCAUCAUUAGAGGCAUUUGUUCAACUGUUAAUAGUUAGACGUCCACUCUUUUUAUUUCCAAUAAGUUGGCUUACAAGUAUUACAUCAUGUUCGUCACCAGAACCAUUAUCUUACAAUCGGCAUUUAAAUGAUAAUACUGCUAAUAAUGAUAUUUUGAAUGAUAACACAAUUAUUGAAUCAUCAUCUCAACAGUACAAACUGUAUGAAAGUGAGCUCACUACCGAUAUUACAAACUCCAAGGAAACACCUGAUUUUGUUGCAAGCAAUCGUUUCCUUAGGACGCUUUCUUCGGAGUCAGUUGAUGAUAAGAGUCCAAGCUCAGAUUUUCAGUCAGUCGAUAGUUGUGAUACAUAUUUCAUUCGAUCAGCAUCCUCUUCCAGUUUAUCUUCUUCCAUAAAGAUAGAUUCAAAUGACACAGCAAUCAAUGGACAAGAGAUUCAAAAUCAGUUAUCUGCUGUUCGUGCUCAGUUGGCUAGAGAUGGAGAGAAAUCAGUGAAUGAUGACAAUGAUGAUGUAUUCAGCUAUUUAGGUUAUAAUAUUGUAGGUGAUUCAUCCAGAAAUAUAGAGUCUGCUCAAACUGAUUAUAGUCAUGACUCAGUUAAUCCAGAAGACCAUAUACACGAUCAGCAACCAUCAUCCACUCAUUAUUCGAAAUUUCAUCCUUUCAACUUAUUAAAUCUCAUUAACUGCCUUAAUAAUCAAGGUGAACCAAUCAAUCUAGUUCAGGCUGAUUGGUUAUUACCUUUUCUUCUCUUAUCGUUUGAUAUGAUGCCGGAAGCACAAGAAACUUCUAAAACUCAUCAUCAGUGGCCAAGGCCUUCAACUUCACCUCGAAUUAGUUUACAGUUGCUUGUUAUCAAUUGUUUAACCCAAUUAGCUCAGCUUAAUCCAUUUAUGUUUUUUGUUCAGCUAAAUGGUGAUCAGUGUUGUCCUAAUGAUCAACUGAGUAUAAAACAAAUUCAGUGGCCCACGGCAGUUGAGGUGAUUCUGGAGUUUCUCAGUAACAACACUGACCCACAAGCUCAAGGUCAACUUUGCAUUCUCAUUGGAAAUUUGAUAGCCUCUUAUUUAGUUUGGCAAAAUCUAACAGAUCAAGAUCCUGGUUAUUUACUGCUAAAUGAUCAUAAAUUCGCUGUAUAUACAAGCCUAGAUCAUCUUUUCACCAAACUGGACUCAUAUUUAAAUACAGAUGUGUCUGGGAUAACUUUACGAUGGGCUUUAUCUGGUUUACGAGCAUGUUCUAACGCUUUAUUGUCUUGUGCUGAUCGGAAAUCCUCAUUUUGUCCAAAGGGAUCUAACAUAUUACCGGAUGAACUUUUGGUGUAUCGUUUUCUAAAACACUGA
Molecule: messenger RNA, 1422 nt
Organism: Schistosoma mattheei
Lineage: Eukaryota; Metazoa; Platyhelminthes; Trematoda; Strigeidida; Schistosomatidae
Source: the annotation of a GenBank genome assembly